CAUAGACCUAGACUUUGUUUGUGUUUCUGAUCCAUCCAUCAUUCUUCAUACUCUUCACUUUAACCCUAAUUCAUUCUCAUAUGCUUCUCCCCUACAUCAACUUCUAUUUCUUCAAUUCUAUUCAUCAAUUAUGAGCUUCCUAAACCCUAAUCACAGGCCAUCAAGAUCAACCACAUCAGUUCAUCAUCUACCUACAUCCAGCGUCGCAUCUAGCUCAUCAUCAUCUUCAUCAUCAUCGUUAUCCUUAUCAUCAACCAGUGCUCACAAUUCCCGAAAAAAAUGGUCGAAUCUGUUGCCGCUGUUUCUAGUUCUAGUGUUCAUAGCGGAGAUCAGUUUUUUAGGUCGCUUAGAUUUGACUAAGAAUGCUGAUCUGCUCAAUUCAUGGACCGAAUCGUUCUAUCAGUUUACCACGUCUUCAUUUUCGUCUAAUUCGAUUGAUUCGGUGGAUGAGGAUUCGAUUUUGGGGGUUUCUGGUGCAGUGGAUUUAGGUGGUGGUGGUGGUGGAGAGAGUUGUGAGGAGUGGUUGGAGAGAGUUGAUUCUGUUGUGUAUGCUAGGGAUUUUAAAAAGGAGCCUGUGCUUGUUACUGGUGCUGAGCAGGAGUGGAGGUCUUGUGCUGUGGAAUGCAAGUUUGGGUUUGACAAUAAUAAAAAGGCUGAUGCUGCAUUUGGGUUGCCCCAUGGAGGUGGUACAGCUGGCAUUCUUCGAUCAAUGGAAUCCGCUCAAUACUAUCCUGAGAACAAUCUUGAUUUGGCACGACGAAAAGGGUACAACAUCAUUAUGACAACCAGUCUCUCCUCAGAUGUUCCUGUUGGUUAUUUUUCAUGGGCAGAGUAUGAUAUAAUGGGCCCAGUGCAGCCCAAAUCCGAAAAAGCAUUGGCGGCUGCAUUUAUUUCAAAUUGUGCUGCGCGUAAUUUUCGUUUACAAGCCCUUGAAGGACUUGAAAAGUCAAACAUCAAAAUUGACUCUUAUGGUGGUUGUCACCGUAACCGUGAUGGGAAUGUGAAUAAAGUUGAAGCAUUGAAGCGUUACAAAUUUAGUUUGGCUUUUGAAAAUUCCAAUGAAGAAGACUAUGUCACUGAAAAAUUCUUCCAGUCCCUUGUUGCAGGAACUAUUCCUGUUGUUGUUGGUGCUCCAAAUAUUCACGAUUUUGCUCCUGCACCUGGUUCUAUUUUACAUAUUAAGGAACUAAAAGACAUUGAAUCAGUUGCAAAGACCAUGAAUCGCCUUGGAGAGGAUCCCAUUGCCUACAAUCAAUCACUAAGAUGGAAAUACGAUGGGCCCUCUGAUUCUUUCAAGGCCCUUGUAGAUAUGGCUGCUGUUCAUUCAUCUUGUCGGUUAUGCAUUUUUCUGGCAACAAGAAUCCGAGAAAAAGAAGAAAGUGCGUUAUCCCCAAAACGCCCCUGCAAGUGUGAAAGAGGGUCUGAAACUGUAUAUCACAUCUAUGUAAGAGAGAGAGGGAGGUUCGAGAUGGAGUCGGUUUUUCUAAAGUCAGGAAACCUGACAAUGGAAGCCUUAGAAACUGCGGUUUUGCUAAAAUUCAAAUAUCUAGACCACGAACCCAUUUGGAGAAACGAAAGGCCUGAAAGCAUAAGAGGGGACAAAAACGUGCUCAAGGUUUACAAAAUAUACCCGGUUGGCUUGACACAAAGGCAAGCUUUAUACACAUUUAGUUUCAAAACUAGUACGGCAUUUAAGAGUCACGUAAAAAGCAACCCGUGUGCAAAAUUCGAGGUCGUUUUCGUGUAAUCUAGUGCUAGUUUUCAUUUUUUAGAAUGCCAUCGUAAUCUGUAAACGUUAAUCCCAUAUAGCGACUUUUGAGCGUCUGAUUAACACGGGAUUUACUAGUAUGAGUGAUGAGGGAGGAUAGAUGAAUAUGAAACUCUUCAUGUGAUUUUGUUUUCUUGUCCUUUUGUACUAUUUGUUAUGUAAAACUGUGGUAUUUGAUCUUAACCGAUUCAAAAGCCGGGUUAUGUAUUUCUGUCCUUAAA
Molecule: messenger RNA, 1989 nt
Organism: Helianthus annuus (common sunflower)
Lineage: Eukaryota; Viridiplantae; Streptophyta; Magnoliopsida; Asterales; Asteraceae
Product: glycoprotein 3-alpha-L-fucosyltransferase A
Exons: 6
Coding region: 131-1747 (538 amino acids)
Cellular component (GO): membrane
Molecular function (GO): fucosyltransferase activity
Source: RefSeq, a predicted model, not a curated record